UAGCUGUCCAUCUCCCGGGGAAACUCUGAAUAUUUGCGGUUAUAAUCCAAGGUUGUCGCAUCAGUUUAUAUUUCGUUGCAGCUGGUGAUGGAGCAUCAUAACGGUUCUGACCAACAGCUGAGGCACUGAGUAAAGAACAGAAUAGAUUUUUAUUUUUCGUGACUGAAGUAAGACGUUUAAUGAUAAAUUCUUUCAAUAGUCGUUUUCUGGCUGAAGUAAGAAGUUCAAUAACAAUGGUGCAUCAAGUAGUUGUCGCUUUGCUUGUGUGUGUGGCUAGUGCGCAGUUGAUCUGCGCAAAGGUACCCGAGAAGUCAUCCGCUCUCCUGGACCCGAAGCAUCUCGAUAAGGCCCUGACCGACGCCAAGAUGAGAGACCACUACGUGCGCUGUUUCCUGGAGAAGGGUGUGUGCACCCCGGCAGCCACCGAGAUCAAGCGCAUCCUGCCGACCGCUCUGAGCGACAAUUGUGCCAAAUGCAGCCAGCAACAGAAGGCGGGGUCUAGAAAGGUGAUCCAGUACUUGAUGGACGAGCAGCCCGAGAUGUGGAAGCAGGUGUCAACCAAGUACGAUCCUAAGGGUCUCCACAAAAAGUGGUUCACCCCCACUCCGAAGGACAAGAAGACGGCUGCCAACAAGGGACCUGCUACUGCUGCUGCAGCUGCUGCUGAUUCCAAGACUUCCAAACAAUCUUCAAACGAGAAAAAGGAUAGCAAGAGCCAAGGAAGGAGGUGAAGAUCUCUGAAACAUAAAGCAAGAUGCAAUAUGUAAUUAUAAUAUACUGAAAAUGGUGAUGAAUAUACAGUUGAUAUGUGAUUUAUGUACUGUUGUAAGUGCUAUGUAGGCCUACCCUAUUGUACUGUUGUUAUGUACUCUUUUGAAUUAAAUUGAAUUUCUAUCCUUUAUACUGCUGUAUGUUCUGUUGUAAUAUGCAAUGUUGCAAUUUGUAAUCAAUGUUCAAAAAACUAAUGAAUUAUAAAUCAUUGUAAUUAUGAGAGUUA
Molecule: messenger RNA, 997 nt
Organism: Nilaparvata lugens (brown planthopper)
Lineage: Eukaryota; Metazoa; Arthropoda; Insecta; Hemiptera; Delphacidae
Product: allergen Tha p 1-like
Exons: 2
Coding region: 180-731 (183 amino acids)
Source: RefSeq, a predicted model, not a curated record